AUGGAUGAUCCCUGGGCAAAUGCAUGGGGAGAACCCGAAAAACCAGUCAUAGGGCAAGUAGUCCCAUCCGAGGUCUCCUGGGCUGAUCCUACAACUCGAAUUAUCCCCCACGAUGACCAAGAAGCCGAUAUUUCCUGGCCGAGUGGUGCAGACUUUCGCUGGUCGGACAAUUCUACCACGGACGGUUCACUCUGGAAUUCUGAACCAACUUUAACCACCGCCUGGGAACCACCACGUUCGCCAUAUGAAGGUAUAUCUCUGGGAAAGCUACCCACGCCAGACUUGGAGGCAACAAGUUCGACCUCGCCAAAAACUCAAUCAUCACCUAUACCCAAUGUCCACGAUCUAGAUGCUGCCGAACUUUCAGAAAACAAGUCUUACACCGAACCGCCAACUCCAACAUCACGCCCCUUAACUCCUAGAUCGAUUUCUCCUGCACCCGACAGCCCUGACGCGUUUGGGACCUUCGAAGCCGCGCCGGAAUCCGGCGAAGAGUCUUGGUCGGCCUCUGGGCCAACGCUCGCUAUUCCCUCAGCCGACGGAGACCCUUGGGGAGCUGCCUGGGAGACAGCUGAUUCCCCAGUUUCAACGCCUGCAGACGAACCAGCAGACGAAUGGGAGGUGGCCAGGAAAAUCAAAGAGAGACAAGACCGCCAUCUUCCACCAGAACUAUUAUCGUCUAUUUUGGAACUAUUUGUAGAACUUUCUCGUGAGAUAUGGCCAGAAGACAGCCCCAAGGGACCAGUUGCACCACCGAGCUUAGAGGAUAUAGGGUUGACGUCUAUGAUGAACAGACUUGUGCCCGAUAAUUUAACCCUUACACCCCAAGUGCAAACAUCCAAAACAUUCACGUCAAAGCAGAUAUCGGAGGCUUUGCGACUCACGAGACACCUCCCUUUGACGCGGAAAAGCCCAAUGGCGCUGUAUAUGGCGUCAAAGGGGUCCACAUCUUGGGAGGCUUCAGUAAAGGCUCAGCCGCAGCUCGCUCAAGAAGAUUUUACGCCGCCUGGCUGGAAAUUGGUUGAGAAGGUGGAACCAAGUCCCGCCGACGACGGCAAAAAAUCAGCUGGUGGCCUACUGUCAUUUUUCGGUCGUAAACCUACGAAAUCUAUGUCUGACAGCGUGAAUGUUGAACAAUCAGCUCCGUCCAGUAAACCUCCCAGUAGGUCGGCUUCACCAAAUCCCACGCAGGCAGGAGGAAGUUCGCCUCGAGGAAGCGUAGAUAGCGCUAAAUCUACUCCAGGAGUACUUCGAGGAGCAGUACCCUCUCCAACUCGUUUAUCCUUCAGUUCAAUAAAGGCUCCGGACCCUAACCCGAUCGCCACACCAGAAGCUAACACAGGUGACCAAAUCGAGGUUUCCUCUGAUCCUGUUCCUCCGUCUGCAGUGUCACGAUUCUUUGGUCGCUUCUCACGAACGGCGAAGACCCAGUCUUUAUCCAAUCCCCGGAACUCACUUGCCCUCUCUCAGGACGAUCUUGAAUUCUUAUCAGACGUCAUACCCAGUGCCCAGGACGACGUUGAUCACCAAACACAGCUCGACACCCUUACAGACAUGUUUGGUUCUUCACCCCUUCCAGGUACACUUCCCCCACCCUUGCCGCCUCCGCCUCGACUCCAGCAAAGCCGACCUUCAUCGUCGUUGAGUUCCAGCGUAGUCUCUCCCUCUAAACCCAAUAAUGACGACAUCAUGUCCCUGUUCGGUCCCUCCUCACUCGAUCGACAGUCCCCUGUCCCUGACCUUUUUGCGAUAAGCCCGUCGAACAAAGAAAUCGGCAAUUCGUCUCUAUCAUCUGCAAUACAGCCACUCCCCGUCAAGAAUGCGAUCCCACCCGCAGGUUCUAGUAACGUGCAUUCGACUCCCACGAACGACACAUGGCCCUCGUUCGAUUUCUUACCGCCUGCUACAGCGAAACCUCAAAGCCAUGUCCCACCAACUAAACGAAAGAUUGCUGCUAUUAUGUCUCAAACGCCCUCAGCAUCAGUACCCAACAUCUCCGCGGGGCUAGUGCCCAACUUGCCUGGGAACUUACCAUUUGCGAGUCCUCAACGUUUCGGAAAACCUACAGCCGUAGCCAUCCCAUUCCUUCCGCCACCUCCAUCGUCGCGCUCUCACACUCCGCAUCAACAACCUGCACCUGCUGCAAAAUUAAUCUUGGAAGACGAUGACGACGAUUUCUCGGAUUUCUUGUCGUCCCCUUCCCAAGCCAUCCUUCUGCCUCCGUCGUUUGGCUCAACCGCUACCUCUGUGUUUUCAGAACAAUCCAGCCAGGCAGUAUCUCAACACACCCUCGAUGACUUCGAUGCUCUCAUUAAGCCCACAAAGACCUCCUCAUUCCCUUCGCCACCUCCCACAAAGCCUCUACAGUUCAACCCUAGAAUACCACCGAGCAAAUCGCCACCUAGCAAAUCACACACCCUGCAUUCGGAAAAGAAACCAUCAGCGUCUCCACCGCCCCAGCAAACCCCUGCGCGAAGGGUAUCGCGAGCCGCUGAUCACUCGCGGACUCUCAGCCUCUUGGAGACAGCCGCCGCACGGGGACGGUGGCUGGAACCUCCCUCGCCGCUUCCAGAAGCUUUACCGCCUCCGGGAGCUUCUGCCCACUCCCACAAUCUUUUCUCCUCACAGUCGACGAUGGAAGCGCAACAGGCUAAAGCAACAGCUAGUUUUGCACCUCCCCUUCUUCCUUCUCGGACACCUACCACUACGCAACCCUUCCCUUCAUCCAAUGGCAACUUCCUCCAGCCCAUACCGACAAUGCGGCCUUCCUCUGUCUCUCCAGCCCCACCACCAAGGACUGUGGGUUCUUCUGGGGCAAAAACUGGGGGAUUGUCAGCACAGGACCUUUCUUUCUUCGAGGGAUUAUAA
This is a messenger RNA of Laccaria bicolor S238N-H82, 2868 nucleotides long. RefSeq lists its product as uncharacterized. The record is from RefSeq and is a predicted model, not a curated record. The coding region runs from base 1 to 2868 and encodes 955 amino acids. The transcript has 3 exons. NCBI's taxonomy places the organism in Eukaryota, Fungi, Basidiomycota, Agaricomycetes, Agaricales, Hydnangiaceae.